AUGGCGGGGCCAGUGAAGGACCGGGAGGCUUUCCAGAGACUCAACUUUUUGUACCAGGCCGCCCACUGCGUCCUUGCUCAAGACCCUGAGAACCAGGCGCUGGCGAGGUUUUACUGCCACACGGAGAGGACCAUUGCGAAGCGGCUCGUCCUGAGGCGAGACCCUUCGGUGAAGAGAACCCUCUGUCGAGGCUGCUCUUCCCUCCUCAUCCCGGGCCUUACCUGCACCCAACGCCAGAGACGCCGCAAGGGACAGCGCUGGACGGUACAGACUUGCCUAACAUGCCAGCGCAGCCAGCGGUUCCUCAAUGAUCCCAAACAUCUGCUCUGGGGAGACCGACCUGAAGCGCAACUGGGGAGCCAGGCAGAUCCGAAACCACCACAGCCUUUGCCAAGCACAACUCACCCCAUUCCAGCCCACCUUCCUGAGGAGAAAGUGCAGCCUCAGAGCCCCAGUCACCAGUGA
This is a messenger RNA of Orycteropus afer afer, 465 nucleotides long. It is a transcript of the gene RPP21, whose product is annotated as ribonuclease P/MRP subunit p21. Gene Ontology annotation, cellular component: nucleolar ribonuclease P complex. Lineage: Eukaryota; Metazoa; Chordata; Mammalia; Tubulidentata; Orycteropodidae. Gene Ontology annotation, biological process: tRNA processing. The record is from RefSeq and is a predicted model, not a curated record.